Molecule: messenger RNA, 156 nt
Organism: Phytophthora sojae
Lineage: Eukaryota; Oomycota; Peronosporomycetes; Peronosporales; Peronosporaceae
Exons: 1
Source: RefSeq, a predicted model, not a curated record
CAAGGCCUGGUGACUCUGUGCAACCGCGCUCGCGGACAUCCCAGCAACGAAAGCCUGACAUGCACGCAAAUAUGGCACCGGGUUUGGCAGAACGGCGAGUUUGUGCCGAAGGAAUGCCAGAUUCGCGAUCGAGCUGUUGGGACAACUAGUCAGUAG